GGUAUCGGCCCGUUGUCGAAAAAGAUUCAAGCCAUCCAAGAGUGUGGCUGGAGCCGUGAAUUGUCAUGAAUGUCCGUUCGUUCCUUGGCCUUGCCGGCUACUACCAACGUUUCAUCAAGGGCUAUUCGAAGAUCACAGCCCGCUUGACCAAGCUUCAAUGCGAGGAGCGACAAUUUGACUUUGAUGUGGACGCACAGGAAUCAUUCUUGGCCCUCAAGGCCGCAUUGUUAUGCGCGGAGGUGUUGCACAUCUAUGAUCCGUUGUUGCCGACACGUGUCACGACUGACACAUCCGGCUAUGGCAUUGGGGCCGUCCUCGAGCAACAUGAUGGCAUGGACUGGCACCCCAUCGAGUACUUCAGCAAGAAGGCACCCGUUGUGCACUCGAUUGAUGACGCACGAAAGAAGGAAUUAUUGGCCUUCGUACACGCGCUCAAGCGGUGGCGACACUUCCUCCUUGGUCGAAGUCAAUUCCGAUGGGUAACGAACAACAAUCCGUUGGUCUUUUACAAGACCCAAGACACUGUCAACAGCACCAUCACCCAAUGGAUGGCUUUCAUUGACCAGUUCGACUUCUUUCCCGAUCACAUUCCGAGCGAGUCAAACCGUUUCGCGGAUGCUCUUUCACGGCGUCCGGAUCAUUGCACUGCAGUCUACUCGACUUUCGAGAUUGAUAACGACUUGCGGGACUGCUUCAUCCGCGGCUACCAAGCCGACCCCGAGUUUCGCGACAAGUAUGCGAAUUGCCCAUCUCCCAAUCCGGCGCCUUCGCACUAUCGGAUCCAAAAGGGGUACUUGCUCGUCCACUCGCGGGGGAAGGAUCUUCUUUGCGUACCAAGUGACUCUCACUUGCGUACACGGCUUCUUGGCGAGUUCCACGAUGCUCCCGCCACCGGACACUUUGGAGUUAACCGUACGAUUGACCGACUCGGCGAGCGUUUUUGGUGGCCCGGUCUCCUCGACGACGUCACACGCUAUUGUGAGUCAUGCGAGGUUUGGCGACGUUGCAAAUCCCGCAAUCAUCGUCUGUACGCCGAGUUGCGACCGUUACCAGUCCCCUUGCGCCCAAGGGAAGCGAUUGCCAUGGGCAUCACCGGGUCGUUCCCCAAACACAAGACUGGUGUGGAUGGGAUUCUCACGGUGGUCGACCGACUCACCAAGUUCGCCAUGUUUUUACCUUGUCGCUAUCAUGCCAAGGCACCGGAGUUGGCCGAGGUUCUUUACGCCGGUUGGAUUCGAACCAACAGUUACCCCAAGGACAUCGUCUGCGACAGCGACACUCGGUUCAUGCCCGAUUUUUGGUUGACGCUCAUUAAACAGUGGGGCUCAUCUCUCAAGCCGAGUUCGGCUCGCCACCCCCAAACCGAUGGCCAAACGGAGAGAGCGCAUCAGACCGCACAGGUUCUCCUUCGCACUCUCAUCUGUCCCGACCAAAAGGAUUGGGUUGAGUGGCUGCCGGAUGUCGAGUUGGCAUACAACUCGUCCAUCCACCCGGCUAUCGGGAUGUCGCCCUUCGAAUUCGAGCACGACUCACCGGUCACUUCUCCGUUGGACAUGAUUAUUCCGCGGACGACCGAGAGCGACGACCAUCUUCUUUUCUUGCAUCGGAUGCAAGAGCUACUUAUCAAGGCACGCGACCAAAUGGCCAAGACGCAGCAACGUAUGAACCAACACGCAAAUCGACACCGUCUUCCUUGCCCCUUCCGCGUCGGCGACCUUGUAUGGGUGUUUGCCGCGGAAUUCAGCCUCGAGCAAGAUAUCUCUCGCAAGCUCCUCUCGAAAUAGAUGGGGCCCUAGCCGAUCGUGGCACCUGCUA
Chara braunii is the source of this 1815-nucleotide messenger RNA. The record is from the annotation of a GenBank genome assembly. Lineage: Eukaryota; Viridiplantae; Streptophyta; Charophyceae; Charales; Characeae.